CAAAGUAGACGGCCGAGAGAAGAGUAGGGAAAGCCAGGGUGGGGGAGCGGCGGCUGGAAUGACGCGUUAGUUCCCAGCAGUACGAAUAAAGCACGUGGGUUUUUGUAACGCGGGUUGUGUUUGUUGGCUCCACAGUUUUCGUAACGCCAUCUAUUAAACUUACUUUUGUGGUGAUAUUGUGAUUGAUUUUAAAAAAUUUUUGUUCAUCUUGAACAUAGUGUUGGACUAGUGAAGGGCUUAACAGGUGCUAUUAUUUUUAUCGUGGACAUUGAGUUUUCUAUACUCAUUUUCGACAUUUUAUACACACCAAUAAAUCGUGCGAUCAUGUACCGUGUACAUAAUGGCUAAAACGAAGUCGAAAAAAGAAGUGGAUAAGGCGUAUUAUCAAAGACAACGUGGAAAUAAACCACCAAAACAAGCGCGAAAAAGUGCAAAUAAACGGAUGCGAGAGUACAGGGCGCGAAAGAAGGCGUUAUUGACUGCAGCCCAGGCAGGUGUAUCAAUUCCGGGUUCUGCAAUACCGGCUGCGGUGGCAGAAUCAUCAGAAACAAUUGAACCACCAUCGACGAGUGAUGAACCCGAUUUAACAGAGCGAAUUUUGGCGUAUAGUGACUUUGCAGCUCAUGACAGUGUACGAAAAGAAUUCAAGAAACAGUUUCUAGACAAUACUUUCGGUGAAGCGUGUAAUAUUUGUGAUCGAUUAUGGUUCAAAAACGAUUUGAAAACGAUAGAAGAGCCACAUCGCGAAUUAUUACAGAGCGACUUUCCCCAGAUUGACAUUAAUCAUUUUAAAGCGUGUAAGACUUGUUUGUCUUCAUUGAACCGAAACAAAAUACCAACAUUUUCAACAUCAAAUGGAUUCAAAUAUCCCCCUAAACCAGCAAAUUUACCAGAAUUAGACUUAAUAUCCGAAAGACUUAUUUCGCCCAGAAUUCCUUUCAUGCAAAUCAGAAGACUGCGACACAUGAGCGGCCAGUACGGGAUUCUCGGACAGGUGAUCAAUGUUCCUGUGGACGUCAAUCUCAUGGUGAACGCACUACCACGGGAUGUUAGCGAUGAUUACUGCAUCAACGUGCACAUCAAACGUAAACAGAUCCAUAAAUCGAGUUAUUUAACCAGUCUCAUAAACAAGAGAAAUAUAAAAGCCUGGUUGCAGUAUCUCUGCAAUAAUCCUCUGUACAAAUUCUACAACAUAACGAUUAAAGAAGAUUUUUUCAAUUACAUGGCAAAUGAGCAAAUUCCCAUUGACGAAAUCAGUGAAAAUAUGACGAUUGAAGACUGCCUCACUGCUCAACAACAAACAUUGCUAUGGAACGAAGAAAAAUAUUUGCAAAUCGCACCAGGAGAAAAAAACGUGCCUCAUAGUUUACUCUUUGAUGAACAUGCUGAAGAAUUGUCAUUUCCAGCGAUUUAUCUCGGACAUUUCAGAGUUUUUAAAGAAGAAAUACAUGUUACACCGUUCAUGAUGGCCACCAGCGAGCUAAACAACCAGAAAAGAGACGACUCGCGAAAAAACAAUGUGACGACGCUUGGGAAGGUAUAAUAACGCCAAAAUGAUGACUAAAAAUUAUCCUUAAGGAGAUAAUGAAUCUAGAUAUCGUAAAAUUGUGCCUUACUCAUCUAAUUCUUCUUAUCGAUAACAAAAUAAUAUCGAAAAGAGAGGCUGAAAGAAUUACUUUCUUUCUUUCUUUCACGGGAAUGGGUUUUUCUCACCAAAAAAUAGAUGAGUGUGGCAUGAGAUAACUAGUGUCAAUGUUGUUUAUCGUUAUCUGUCUAAACUAUUCAGAUAUUUUUUUCUUUCGUAAAAAGCGCAAGCAAAUGAUAUCCGCCCCGUUGUACGUAUUACUACAAAUAAUCAUGGAAACUUCACAGAGGGUAAAAUGAAAUUUUUGAAAUAGUUAAUUGUUGCUGUUGAAUGGAACGCCUAAGAACCGUAAAUGUUAUUGAAUCGGGUGAUGCAAUUGAAUUUUCUUGAUUAGCAAUUUAUGGUGAGCAAAAACUGCCUCUAAUUCAUUAUUACGACAAUAAACCUGAAGUAUGAAGAGAAAAAUUUACGAAAAUAAAUUAUGAAUCUGUUGCUAAGAAAAAGGAAAUAAAAUAAACAACGACGUGGCGUUAAUUUUUAUAAUGAAAAAGAAAUCCUAAGUAUACAAAUGUGCCACGUCAAAUUCAGAUUUUGAAAAUUGAGUGUAAUUUUAAAGAAUAAUUCGAUAAUCUUACGUCAGUUCAUCUUCUGAAUUUGUGUAAAUUUUUUAAAUUCAUAACGCACAAUCAGGAAUUAUACAUGUCCUUCGUUGAACCGCAAAAGACAAAUACCCAUGAUAUUUUUGUGUAAUAAAAAUUGUUACACAGAGAAUUUUCAGAAGAAAUGAUUAAUUAGUGAAAUAAAGAAAUAUAUAUUCUCCAGUACCUAGUCAUAAUGAGACGAAAAACAAUGUUAUAAUUGACGUUAAUUAGGUAACAAGAGUGGGAGAUGGAGAAAAAGUUAAUGAAGCAAUAAACAUAUUUUAUGUACUGUA
This is a messenger RNA of Diachasma alloeum, 2519 nucleotides long. RefSeq lists its product as uncharacterized. NCBI's taxonomy places the organism in Eukaryota, Metazoa, Arthropoda, Insecta, Hymenoptera, Braconidae. Bases 341 to 1543 code for a protein of 400 amino acids. The transcript is spliced from 2 exons. The record is from RefSeq and is a predicted model, not a curated record.